Molecule: messenger RNA, 1593 nt
Organism: Ichthyophthirius multifiliis
Lineage: Eukaryota; Ciliophora; Oligohymenophorea; Hymenostomatida
Product: kinesin heavy chain, putative
Exons: 9
Biological process (GO): mitotic spindle organization; microtubule-based movement
Molecular function (GO): ATP binding; microtubule motor activity; microtubule binding
Source: RefSeq, a predicted model, not a curated record
AUGGGUGAUAAUUAAGUUUAGAUAUAAUAAAAGGGACAAGUAAAAAGUUAUGAUUACAAUUAAGUUUUGGCUGAAAAUUGUACUUAAAGUGAAGCAUUUUUAAAAUGUGGAUGUGCAGGAUUAUUAUAAAGCGCUCUAGAUGGGUAUUCAGCUACUAUAUUUGCCUAUGGAUAAACAGGCUCAGGCAAAACCUAUACUAUGGCAGGUGCUGAAGAGAAACUUUGUACAGAAGUAUAUGUUUCAGAUGAAACUGAAGGAAUUAUUCCUAGGGCCGUUCGUUAUUUAUGGUAGGCAAUGGUUUAAAGACAAGAGCAAUUUUAUGUAAAAGCAAGUUUUACAGAAAUUUAUAAUGAAUAAUUAAGGGAUUUAUUAAAUCCUUCUUCAGGUAUUUUACAUUGUAGAUGGAAUGUCAAAAAUGGUUUUUUUGUUGAAGAUUUGAUGAUUGUAGAGUGUACUAAUGUAGAUGAUAUGAUAGCUGUAUUACAUGAAGGAAUGAAAAACCGAAAGACUGGUGCACAUGAACUUAAUAAAGAUUCAAGUCGUUCUCAUUCGAUUUUGACUAUUUAUUUGAUUUCUGAACUUGUAAAUGGAGAUUAAACAAUGAAAAGAUACGGAAAACUGUCCUUUGUAGAUCUUGCAGGGAGUGAAAGGUUAAAGGAGUCGAAGUCUUAAGGUGAUAUGAUUAAAGAAACAGGGAAUAUUAAUAAGUCUUUAUUUACUUUAGGGAAAGUUAUUUAGGCUUUAUCGGAUAAAAAAGCUAAGUAACCUUAUGUGCCUUAUAGAGAUUCUAAAUUGACUAUGCUUCUUAUGGAUAGUUUAGGAGGAACUGCUAAGGCUUUAAUGAUUGCGUGUAUUUCACCUUCUGGGGCUUAUUUCGAAGAGACUUUGUCUACUAUGAAUUAUGCGGCUAGGACUAUGAAUAUUAAAAAUAAGCCUGUUAUUUCGAUGGAUUAAAAGGAUUAAAUUAUAUAUAAUUUGUAAAAAGAAAUCGAAUUAUUAAAAAUGGAAAAUUAAUAUUUGAGAGAAUAAUUAUCAAGAGUUAGUAAUGGAUUACCUAUUGAAAUUCCUAGUUUUAAAAAUAAAAAUAUAUUGCCUCCUUUAUCCUAAAAUAAUAAGAAUGUAACUUCAAGGCCUAUGUCUAAUUAGGGAAUGGAAAUACCUAUAAACAAAAUAAUAUAAGAAUAUUAAUAUGAAUUAAAUAGAAUAAAAAAUGAAAAUGAGGAAUUAAGAAAUGCAAGAGAACAUGCAGAAAAAAAAAAGGUGUUUAUUGGAAAUCCUAUAAAUAAAGGAGAUAUUGCGAAAGAAAAAAUGAGCUAAGAUUAUAUGGCUUCUGCUUUAAUGUUAGAAAAUAGUGAACUUAAAAAAAGAAUUAUAGAAUUAGAAAAUAAGAAUAUUGAGUUUUAGAAUAUUAUUAAAAAAAAUCUUAAUGGAGCUACAGGAUCUUCUUCAGCUGAAGAUUUAUAUGAAAUUAUGCAAUUAAAAUAAUAAAAUUAAAUACUUUAAUAAAGAGUAGAAUUUCUUUAAACGCGAGAAAAAGAUUUGCUAGAAAGCUUAAUUAAAUAAUAAAAAUAACAAUAAAAAAACGAUUAUUGA